UUUUUUUCGUUGAGAGCUACAACAGCAGCAGAUCUAAAUCUGAAAACAGCAUCAAGUGGGUGGUUCGAGCGACCUACACAGGUUUGGAGCUGAACAGCACUGACAGUAAUGAAGUGAUUUUCUGCAUUACUUAUUUGGCAAGACUUUGUUCCAAGCAGACAAAAGAAGCAGACGAAAUUUGACAUUGAAACUCCCGGAAGGCUAUCGGAGAGAACAGAAGGAGGCGGAAUUCUUGACCCGAAUAGAGAGUACCGAUGGUGUUACAGUAUUCUCGGAUUCACUGCAGUAAUAAACGCCGAUCGACACAAUGAGUUCCACCGUGGUAACCCGCCGAGGCGCUCAAAAAUCCAAAAUCACGACCCGCUCCCAACAGGCAGCCGAAGCAGCGGAAGCAACCGAACGGCGGAACAAAUUCUACGGCCGCAGACCGAACCCUAUCAGUUUGGCAGAGGUGAAAAAGAGGGGCAAGCUGAAAAUGUCCUCCCAACAGGAGCUGGGUGGACCGGAUGGAACGGCAAUUGGGUCGGAUCAGAACGUGGUGCAGUUGAAAGAUAUCUACAGCAAUGCCAUGUCGGCGAUUGAACUGGUCCGUGGUCCGACGGGACUGGUUUACGACGAGAAGUUUGCGGAACAUCGGUGUUUGUGGGAUACCGGGUAUCCAGAGUGUCCGGAGAGGUUCACCCGGGUGGUGGAACGCUGCCGACAGUUGGGAUUGGUCGACAGGUGCAAGACGGUUGAGCCGAGGAUGGCGACGGAGGAGGAAAUUUUGACCAAGCAUACGCCGGAACAGAUCGAGAUCUUGAAGAAGUCGAAAGGGAGCGAAGAUGUGGAUGGGCUGGAGAAGUUGAGUUCGUGUUACGAUGCUAUCUUCGUUCACCCAUCUUCGUACGAUUGUUCUUUACUGGCGAGUGGGAGCACGAUCGAGCUGGUGGAUGCCAUCGUGGCCGGGAAGGUACAGAAUGGGAUGGCAAUUAUCCGACCACCAGGCCAUCAUGCAAUGAAGGCCGAAUACAAUGGGUAUUGCUUUUUCAACAAUGUCGCCAUUGCGGCACAACACGCCCUGGACCAGCUGGGACUGAAGAAGAUCCUGGUGGUGGACUGGGACAUCCACCAUGGGCAGGGAACGCAGCGGAUGUUCUACGAUGAUCCGAGAGUGCUGUACUUUUCGGUUCAUCGGUACGAGUGUGGCAAGUUUUGGCCCAACUUGCGGGAGUCGGACUUUGACUACGUCGGCGAAGGUCCCGGACUAGGGUACAACUUCAAUGUUCCGCUCAACAGGAUCGGAAUGACGAAUGGAGACUACCUGGCCAUCUGGCAGCAGAUCCUGCUACCGGUGGCGAUGGAGUUCAACCCAGAGUUGGUUAUCGUUUCGGCCGGUUAUGAUUCUGCCCUAGGGGAUGACAAGGGUCAAAUGGAGAUAACCCCGGCCUUCUACCCACAUCUGUUGACUCCGCUCAUGUCCCUUGCCCAGGGGCGUGUCGCCGUCGUCCUAGAAGGCGGCUACUGCCUAUCUUCUCUGGCCGAAGGAGGUGCCCUCACUCUCCGAAGUCUACUCGGAGAUCCAUGUCCUCUGCUCGUGGAAAAACUGCAACCGCCCUGUGAAAGCAUCCAGCACACCAUCCUCAACUGCAUCCAAACGCACCGGCCCUACUGGAAGAACCUCCAACUGAACGAUACCUACGGUCUCGAAGAGCUCAAUAAUGUCAACCCGCAGCCAAACUUCCACCAACUGAUACAGUAUUACGUCCAACCAGAACCGCAGUCCGAACCCAUCCGGUACGAAACUCGCAACUGUUACCCAGUGCAAAGCACCGAAGAGAAAGCUCGCAUCGAGGAGCACCUGUCCAUGCUCCAGAUUGCCACUCGUCUGACGUUCCCGGCAAGUCGAGUUUGCUACGUGUACGACGAACUACUCCUGGAACACCGGAACAUCCACGAAGAUCUCCACCCGGAACAACCGCAAAGGAUUGCCAAAAUCUACGCUCGUCACGAAGAGUACAAACUACUGACCAGGAUGAAGCGUCUCAAACCCCGACAUGCCACCACCGACGAGCUGUGUCUGGUUCACUCGCGACAACACGUCAACGUGAUCCGUCGAACGGUCGAACGGGAAGAGAUGAAGCAGGUGGCGGACCAGUUCAACUCCGUCUACUUCCAUCCGAAAACGUUCGAAUGUGCUACGAUGGCUGCCGGAUCGGUGCUACAGGUCGUGGACGAAGUCCUGAACGGGCAAUCCAGGAGUGGAGUUUGCAUCGUGCGACCCCCCGGUCAUCAUGCCGAGUCCGAUAUGCCGCAUGGUUUCUGCAUCUUCAACAAUGUGGCGAUUGCUGCACAGUACGCCAUCCGGGACCACGGUUUGAAGCGGGUGCUGAUUGUAGACUGGGACGUUCAUCACGGAAAUGGGACGCAGCACAUUUUUGAGAACGAUCCGAAAGUUUUGUAUAUGUCGGUGCAUCGAUACGACAAUGGGACGUUCUUCCCGAAGAACAGGGAUGCGAAUUUUGACGUGGUGGGCGCUGGAUCCGGCGAAGGGUUCAAUGUGAAUAUCCCGUGGAACAAGAAGGGCAUGGGAGACCAGGAAUAUUCGGCAGCUUUCCAGCAGAUCAUUCUACCCGUGGCGUACGAAUUCGAUCCGGAGUUGGUGUUGGUGUCGGCCGGUUUUGAUGCGGCGAUUGGAGAUCCGUUGGGUGGUUGUAAGGUUACCCCGGAAGCAUACGGUUUCUUUACGCAUUGGUUGUCGUCGCUGGCCAACGGCCGGGUAAUCGUUUGCCUGGAAGGUGGAUACAAUGUGAACUCGAUCUCACACGCAAUGGCUUUGUGUACCAAGUCCCUAUUGGGUGAUCCGCUGCCGAUGUUACAACUGAGUUCCCGAUACAACGGACCAAACAUUGCGUGUGUGGAAAGCUUGAGGAACGUCCUGUCGGUGCAUGAAAAGUUCUGGAAGUCGUUGCGGUUCAACAAAAAGCUUCCGGACUUCGGCAACAGUCCCGGUGCAGAACCAGAUUUGAAUGGUGCUUUCAGUAGUAUGCAACUGUCGCCGUCGACGGCAGAGUCCUGCAGCAGUGGGUCAACAGGGUCGUCACCGGGUAAAGGAGACGCUCCAUGUGAUGGUGAUGACCAACCCGGUCCCAGUCGGAGGAGAAAGACUGAUAAACCGACAGCAGAAAGCAGCACUGGCGGGUCCGGUGCUGAGGAGAAACACGAAACACUUAGAGACUUUCUUGCUGCCAAUUUGGAGGCCUUACAAAACGAGGAAAUGUUUGCCGUCGUCCCUCUGCGCGAUUGUCCACACCUGAAAGAACUCAAUCCGGACAACUUGCCAGAAACAAUCAGUACAAAAGCCCCAUGCACCGGUUGUGAUUCCACUACGGAGAAUUGGCUCUGCCUGCACUGCUUCCAGAUCCACUGUGGCCGAUACAUCAACGAGCACGCGAUGCUGCACAGUCUCGAGUCGGAACAUCCGCUGGCGCUAAGCUUUAGCGAUCUCUCGGUAUGGUGCUACAAGUGCGAGUCCUACAUCGACAAUCCGGUGCUGUACCCUUUCAAGAACCUGGUCCAUCGGGACAAGUUUGACGGCGAGGAGCUGGUUUGGUCCUAUGGCAGCGAUUUGUUCCUGGACGUGACGCUACCGGUCCAAGUCAAAAGCACCAAAACGAAGGAAUGAUAUUUGUUUUUGUCCAAGAUCUUGGUCCGGAUAUUCAUGAUCUACUUGGCCAACUAUCUGGUGACUGCCUACUUCAAGUGAGCUCCCAAAGGUGCUCGAUUUUCGGUUAAAACACAAACAAGUAUUAUUAUUUUUACCUUUUUAACCAACUUACUUUCGGACGAUUUUAACAACCAAUAAUGGGUCUCGAUUAAUCCAAGUUAUAAUUUUUAAAACAAAACUUAAGUAACAAAAUGCGAGCAUGUUCAAAUUACUAGUUAAGCAAACUAAACUGACUAAAUUAUUAACUAGCACACAUGGAACAAAUACGAUGCUAACCAAAGAAGUGAUAGCAAACUAACCUUAAUCACAGAAGCAAGGACGAACAUAAAAGACAAACUAAUAUUUUCAGUGGAAAUGAGUAACUAUUGACCAACGAGUAGUGUUGUAAGAGAUGAAGCUAA
Molecule: messenger RNA, 4107 nt
Organism: Ochlerotatus camptorhynchus
Lineage: Eukaryota; Metazoa; Arthropoda; Insecta; Diptera; Culicidae
Gene: HDAC6
Product: histone deacetylase 6
Exons: 8
Coding region: 308-3664 (1118 amino acids)
Biological process (GO): negative regulation of transcription by RNA polymerase II
Cellular component (GO): histone deacetylase complex
Molecular function (GO): transcription factor binding; zinc ion binding; histone deacetylase activity
Source: RefSeq, a predicted model, not a curated record